Leptopilina boulardi is the source of this 727-nucleotide messenger RNA. RefSeq names its product apoptosis regulatory protein Siva-like. Gene Ontology annotation, biological process: extrinsic apoptotic signaling pathway. The record is from RefSeq and is a predicted model, not a curated record. NCBI's taxonomy places the organism in Eukaryota, Metazoa, Arthropoda, Insecta, Hymenoptera, Figitidae. Gene Ontology annotation, molecular function: CD27 receptor binding. The transcript is spliced from 4 exons. Bases 137 to 628 code for a protein of 163 amino acids.
AAAACCGGUUUGAGAAUAAGAACAAAUAGAAAUAAAGAAAAGAAAUAAUAUAGCUUGAGAAAUAAAAUUUUAGUUAUGGAAAGUGAUUAUUUUUCUUCUUUUUUUUUUUAAUAAAUAAUAAUUAAACUGACACAAAAUGAAACGAGCUUGCCCUUUUGAUUGUGACAUUGGUCGACAAUUAAAAGUUCACGUUGGUCAAAAACAAGUGAAUAAUGGAGUUUUCAAAGAAAAACAAAUGCAAAAUGUUUAUGAUAAAACGAUGAAUUUAUUAAAAGAGGGAUCGAAAAUUCAGUCUUUAAAUACGUCUGAUGAUAAUUUGGGCCUUGAAUCAAUUAAUUCCUGUCAGCCAGGUGGAAAAUUGGAAACAGUCACAAAAUUUAAGCAAAUGUUUUUCAACAGUAAUUUGCAAUUGCAAACAACCGGCGUAGAGUCUCGGAAAAUUCCAGUAACUUUAUGUGGAUGUUGUCGUGUCAUUGACACUGAAUCAAAAUGUAAUGGAUGUGAUCAAAUUUUGUGCACCUCUUGCCUCUCAGAGUGUGCCCAAUGUUUAGGGAAUUUUUGUCAAAAUUGUUUAUUACAAUUAUACGAUUCCGGAGAAAGAAGCCUUUGUCUGGAUUGUUAUCGUUGAUGUCCAAAGAUGCUGGAUAUCUUUGCAAUGUCGCUAAUAAUAAUAAUAAUAAUGUUCGUUACUCGAAAUAAUUAAAAUUAAAAUAAUGUUCCUAUUUAA